This is a messenger RNA of Branchiostoma floridae (Florida lancelet), 2315 nucleotides long. Its product is annotated as probable serine/threonine-protein kinase nek3. Gene Ontology annotation, biological process: protein phosphorylation. The record is from RefSeq and is a predicted model, not a curated record. The transcript is spliced from 4 exons. The coding region runs from base 324 to 875 and encodes 183 amino acids. Gene Ontology annotation, molecular function: ATP binding; protein kinase activity. Lineage: Eukaryota; Metazoa; Chordata; Leptocardii; Amphioxiformes; Branchiostomatidae.
CCCUGUUUGACCUGGAGGAGCUCAAUCUGCUGGAUCCAUGCCGUGUGGAAUGUGAUGGUCCGACCGCUGAGCUCCAAGGCGCCAACACGUCCUUGAAGAAGGGGAAAGUGACGAAAACUGACGGGACAAGAAUAGACGCAACUAUCAAGUCAUACAGGAACAAGAUAGACGACACAACCGUCGGGGACUUUACCACCGGCAGGAAGUUGAAUCACGACAACAUCCUCCGUUUUUUCGGUGUCUGCUUCACGGCAGAAAUACCACAACUAGUCCUACAAGCAGCCGAUGGUUCUCUGCGGGACCAUCUUCAGAAGUUUACCCAUAUGUUGCCCAAGUUCGGACAGAACAUUCUGCCAGCCAUGAGGGGCGUCUGUGCCGGGCUCCAGUAUCUGCACAGCAAACAACUCGUCAGUUUCGUCUUGUCGCAAGAUACUGUCCUGGUUGUAGAGGGUGAAAAGAACAGCGGAGAAGACAGGUUCAAACUGGCGCACGUGGGCGAGCCGCGGCUACUUCACCUGUCCCCGGAUGACUCCAGCGGUCCAGCAGGGCAGUACGUCUACUUACCUCCGGAAGUGCUGCGUGGAGAUGUGGUUUAUGACAGCCGCUCUGACAUGUACGCACUGGGCCUGAUGAUGUGGGAGGUGUGGUGUGAGCAGAAGGUAUUUGGUGACGCGGCAGAGACCGUCACUCUGCAGUCCUUUAUCGACACCAACCUGCAGCUGGAGACGUCCCAGCACCACAAACACACCACUGUUGAAGAUGGAGCAGGGGAAACAUGGCGGACCGUCAUGCAAGGAUGUCUGCUACCACCUGACAAUCGUACCCUGACCCCCUCUGACGCCAUAAAAAAGCUCGAGGACAUAAACUGGCGCUAGUUGUGAUCAUUGAUAGCAGGAGAUGACGUUUUACACUCGUAAUUUACAAAUAUGCUCCAUUAAUGCAGUCUUGAAAAGAUAUAGACUGAUAGGCUUUAUUCCUUGUUGCUCCAUUUGUUAUCACAUUUUAUGUUGAAUCUGAUUUUUAUAGAAUAUUGUGAUAUUAUGUAUGUGAAGAACACAGCAAAUCAAAUAAGUUCCUCGAACCUUGACCACAAACACAAUGGUUAAAGCACGGAGAUGUAUAAAUGGCGAUAAACAUAAUAUUCAUGAUUUUGAUAAAUGGUCACAACACUACACAGUUUGUCAAUUCUACAUUCAGUGAUAUAUACAUGUAUCUCCCAUGAUGAGGUCAUAUAAAAAUGUUUCUUGUGGUUAACGAGUGCUGGCAGAUUUUCCUAUAUGCUUUCUUUCAUUGACAAGUAGAUCAGUAUUCAAGGAGCCUGUAGUAGUUUUAUCCAAUUAAAAGUAUGCAUCCAGAACAAUACAAUAGGUUUAAACUGGCACAUGUAGGCGCCAGUUCAUGUGAAUUUAGUUGUUUAUCUUACAUUGUGUGUGGUUGCAAGGGUGUUCAUUUGAGAACAAAUCUGUGUAGAAAUAAUCUCCUAUUUGAACUAUUUGAGUCUGCUCCUAACAACCUAACUUUUCAAAUUUUCUCCACAGAUGUAAGAGGCAUAAAUACACAAGGACCUGCUCAGAUUGUAUAUAUCAUGAUACAUUUCUUUAAUUCCUCAUCAUUUAUAGAAUAGUCUGUAAAGAUAACAUACAGCUAUCAAGGUCUAUAUAACAGACCAUGUGUUCAUGAAGAAAACUAUAGAUGACUUUUGGUUAGUUACAUCUAGUUGCUGUUCCAGGUCUAUUGAUGUAACCUGUAAUCUUGAAGUGGCCUUCAAGCCUUGUUACAUGAUAACCCUUCAGUGCAAAAAAACUACCUGCAAGCUCAACUCCAUCACAAUACUUACACAUGUAUGAUUUGAAAUGGAUCGGAAAUUAUCUUUUUGGUAAUUUGGGAUAAGCAAGUUGUAUUAAGUGCUUUCCAUACUUUAACAAACCUGUAUAUGUUGUGAAUCUGCUCAUAUAUCACAUAUACAGUAAUAUGUUCAAAUAUUUGCUUUUAUAAUUAAUUGGAACGACUCCAAAGAUCGGGGUAGACAACACAUAUGCAUGAAGAUUAUACACUGUAGCUUAUACCUUCCACAUAUUUUCCUUCAUACAAUUGCUGUGUAUGCCAGUAUCCAAUUGUACAUGUAUGUGUGGCCUUAUAUGCACAUGUACAUCUGUAGCAUUGAUUAUAAUUUCUAUACAGCUACUACAAAGCUAGUAUCAGCAUUUCGUGUAAAAGCAUCAGUGAGUAGUGCCAAGUUGAAGCUGUACAACAAUUGUCUUGACUUGAAAGUCAUCAGUGUUGGUAAAGUCAUUCUGGAUCAGAUUCAACUGUAA